Messenger RNA from Rhodotorula graminis WP1, 1617 nucleotides. RefSeq lists its product as uncharacterized. NCBI's taxonomy places the organism in Eukaryota, Fungi, Basidiomycota, Microbotryomycetes, Sporidiobolales, Sporidiobolaceae. The record is from RefSeq and is a predicted model, not a curated record. The transcript has 2 exons. The coding region runs from base 1 to 1617 and encodes 538 amino acids.
AUGGCGGCACUCCUGUGGCGCAGCAACACGCACGACGAGGCGACAGCACGAGGCGCAGACUCGCAAGGAGCGAGCGUGGGCAAGGACACGAGCACCCUGUACGACCUCAACCACACCCUCGCCGCCGCCGCCGCCGCCGCCGCCCCUCAGCGCGCUCCCUCCCCCGCUCCUUCCUCGUCCCUGCGCAAGGCACGCUCCGCCUUCGACCUCUCGCCCCGACUCGGCACCACCGACGACGGCUUCUUCAGCUGGAAACGCUGGUACGGCGCCACCUCGGCACCACCACAAGCCGCCGUGCCUCCCGUCCCGUCGUCCGACGAGGUGUCGCGCCUCGUGCGCGAUGCCCUCCGCCGCCGCCGCGAGGCCGACGACGACGUCUCGCUCGCCUCGUCGGCCGCCUCGUCCCAGCUCAGCGACGCAUCGACCGACUCGCCGGCGUCGUCGAGCGGGACCUGGGACACGUCCGCGAGCGAGUCGAGCAAGGCGGCCGCCGUCCCCUCGCGCUCGUCCGGGUACGACCAGCAGGACCUCGACGGCCUGCCGACGUUGGCCUACGGCACGUGCGCCUCGCCGUCGGCGGCAGUGUCGAGGCUGCGAGCGGCGCAGUCGGUUGCGACGCUCAAGGCGCCGCGCAUGAUCCGCCGCGUGUCGUCGAGCGCGAGCAUCUCGCCCGUCCCGGUCGAGCUCCCGCCGCGGUCGCCGCACGCCGUCACGUCGCCCACGUUCUCGCCUCUGUUCGACGACGACCCGUUCGCCACCCUCGCCGAGGCGUCAGCCUUCCCUCCCCCGUCGCCGACGCUCGAGCCCCUCCCGACCUCGUUCCGCUCCCGCCUCGCGUCCUCUCUCCGCAAGUCGGCCUCGUCCAUCACCCUCCGCAACCCUCUGCGGUCCUCGCACUCGUCGUCGUCGCCCGCCCCUGCCGUUCCCGCCCUGCCGGCGGCGCACACCGCCCCGCCGUCCGCCGCCGCCAUCCUGCGCGACCUCCUCCUCAAGCACGACUCGGUCGUCGACCCCUCGACCGAGCCCCUCUCGUCCCUGUUCGACCCGACACUCGCUCCACCCGUCCACGACGACAACGGCGACGAUAACGACGAGGCCGACGACGCGCGACGCUACUACUCAUCGAGCAGCGACGACGAGCCCGACGGCCUCUACUCGUCCGACGAGUCGGCCUCGUCGUCGUCGCACCACACGGACGUGGACGACGACCCGUUCCGCGCGACGGCGCCCGCGCACCUCGCGUGGAUGGCGCCCACCGGCGCCGCCGCCCCCGCACGAGGGGUCCGUGCGGCGCCCGAGGACGAGCCGGGCGCGCUCGACUCGCCGUCGUCGGCCUUCCCGCCGUUCGACCCUUUCGCCCUCGCCGACCUCGGGCAUGCGCCUCCCCUCCCCUUUGCCCUCGCGCGCGCCCAGGCCGCCACGCCGCAGCGAGCGCGCCCGCGCCCGCCGCCUCCCCCGCCGGCGCGCAUCAUCACCAAGCAGCGCAGCUUUGUCGACCCGCGCACGCGGCAGCUCCGGACGGCGCCGAGCGUGUGCGUGACGCCGAGCACGCCGGAGAAGAAGCGGUUUGCGCUCGGCGGCGAGCGCGAGGUGGGAUCUGGUGCGGGAGGGGCGUGA